Gallus gallus (chicken) is the source of this 2269-nucleotide messenger RNA. RefSeq names its product ADP ribosylation factor like GTPase 10 (gene ARL10). Bases 582 to 1283 code for a protein of 233 amino acids. Gene Ontology annotation, molecular function: GTPase activity; GTP binding. The record is from RefSeq and is marked validated. NCBI's taxonomy places the organism in Eukaryota, Metazoa, Chordata, Aves, Galliformes, Phasianidae. The transcript is spliced from 4 exons.
GGAAGCAGCCGAAGGCUGAGCCUGACCUCUCCUUCGAGGCUGCGUGGCCUGGGGCAGCCCCAGCUGGGGGUAAAGGGGCCAUAGGUGUGUCCUGCCGCGGGCAUCAUGGCCAUCGCAGCCCCGUCCUCCACCACUAUACGAGCCCUGCCCGCUCCGAUUAGCACCACUGAGGAGGCUCCGGACCCCACUGCCUCCCUCCCUAUUCCCAUAGUGUCACGGAAUGGCUGGGUUGGAAGGGACCUUAAAAACCACCCGGCCCCAAUGCUGCCGUGUGCUGGCUGCCCCCUCCUUGAGUAGCGAAUAUCUUUCUAAAUUCUCACCUGAGUCUCUUUUAGUUUAACGCCAUUCCCCCUUGUCCUAUUACUGUGACUAUUGCACAGUGUAACAAGUCAAUUCCUCCUCCUCUCCUGCUUAUAAGCUCCCUUCAAGGACCCACCAACCCUCCCCCUUCCUCUCUCCCUCCCUCUCCACCCCCCGCGGUCGGAGCGGCCCCUUUAAGCGCGGCGGUGACGCCGUGGGCGGGCACAUCUGGCCACACAUCUGUCUGCCUCGCACGCUGCCGGUGCCGGUACCGGUACCGCAUGGCUCCGACCGGCGCCCUGCGCAACCUGACGCUGGCCCUGGAAGCCGCCGUGGUGGUGCUCGGCUCUCUGCUCUUCAUCGCCUGGAAGCUCUACUUCCGCGGCUCCGAGCCCGCGGGCACCUGGGACGACUGGUGGGAACGGGAGCUGCGGGAGCUGCAGGAGCGAGACCCGGCUGGCAGCGCGGCGGUGUGGAAGCAGGUGCUGGUGUUGGGGCUGGACGGCGCAGGGAAGAGCAGCGUCCUGCACUACAUCUGCAGCCAGAAGGCCAGGACACGCAUCCCACCCACGCUGGGCUUCAAUUCUGCCCAGCUGCACGUCGAGGGGCUGGAGAUGGACCUGCUGGAGGUGGGCGGCAGCCACAACCUGCGGGCGUAUUGGCCGCUGUACCUGAGCGACGCCCACGUGUUGGUGUUCGUGGUGGACUCGGUGGACAGGUCACGCCUGCUGACCGCACGCCAGGAGCUGCACGCGCUGCUGGCCGAGGAGCCCCGGCUGCCGCUGGUGGUGCUGGCCAACAAGCAGGACAAGAGCGAUGCCCUGAGCACAGAGGAGCUGCGGGAGGAGCUGGCCCUGCACUUGCUCAGCGGGCAGCGGGAGCUCUUCCUCCUGCCCACCAGUGCGACCUGGGCUAGUCUGAGCACGGCCACCAGCGUUCUGCACGUGAAGAGCCUGCUGGUCACCCUGCUGUCCCAGCCCUGAGCGGACAGGCUCCCGCUGGGAUGGAGGGAGCUGCUGGAGCUGGGACUGCACCCUGCAGCGUUUGGGGUUGGGCUGACACGUGGCUGCACGCAGGGAUGUGAGCAGUGGGCUCUGCUCUCUGCCACAGGGAGAGGGCAGAUGCGUCCCCCAGUUCAGGACAGAAGCAGCACAGGGCAGGGCCCUGCACCUUACACAGCAGCCCGACAGAAUACUGAACAAAUGGGGCUGAACCCAGCUUGCUGUCCAGAUGGAAGCCUAUAAGGUGGGUGGGAGGUGCAGAGCAGUGUGCAGCCACAAGGAAGCUCUUGGAAAGCUGGAGCAAUCCCUUCCCCUGCUGUGAUGAUAGUGGGGUCUGGAUUCAUGAUGCCCCUGCCCCCCGCAGGGCUCCCUGGAGCUGAUGUGGCUGAUGCAGCCCCCUCCCCCCUGCUCACACAGUUAGAGAUCAGCCCACAGUGCUUACCCAGGAUCUAGGGGAAGAAACAGCCCCUCUGCCUGCAGCAGAGCUCUCAGCUUUCCUGCGGAUGAAGGCCACGUGGGCUCUCCUUCCUGACAAACAUGCCAAGCCACGUGAUGCUGCCCUGAAGCCCAGGCUGGUCUGGUGCACAGCCAUAGGCAGGAGCCCCUCACCUGGGCUGAGCACAGCUCGCCCUUCCCCAAGCAGGGGGAGUAUUUCAAGUAUUUAAAAGCCUGUUGAGCAGAGAUGAAAGCAGGUACCGGGUACCCUGCUCUGCUUCCCCUGCUUCGUCCUGAACAGGGGAUGUGAGUGUGCUGUUUGCUCUGCUGCCUGUUCCAUCCUCAUCUCAGGAGCUGCAGAAAGCCCUGUCUGCAGGAGGAAAGGCUGCUGCAUCAGGACACAGCACUGGGCCCUUGGAAACUGACAGGGGAAACCGGGGUGCACUUGGGGUAAGGAAAUACAUGCCAGCUGGUCUCUGCUGUGAAACCUUUUAUACAAUUGCUCCUUCCCCUUAUGAAUAAACGAGGCUGAU